AUGACUACGUACGAUAAAGCUUCGUUUAAUAAAGCAGAGUCAUGUUUCAUUUGUGAACAACCAUUCACCAAUACAAAUAUAAAAGUUAGGGAUCACUGUCAUUUCACAGGGAAAUAUCGUGGUGCGGCGCAUAGUAAAUGCAAUCUCAAUUAUAAGACUCCGAACUAUAUUCCAAUAUUUUUCCACAAUCUGAAGAACUAUGACGCUCAUCUAUUCAUAAAACACUUAGCUAUGAAUCAAGAACAGAUUAAAGUGAUUCCACAAUCUUUUGAAAGAUAUGUGUCAUUUACAAAAUUAGUACCGGUAGACAAGUACAUUUCCCAAGAGGGAAAACAAAAAACCGUAUUUUUGCAAAUGAGAUUUAUCGAUUCAUAUAAGUUUCUGUCGUCAAAAUUAGAAACAUUGGCAUCCUUUUUAAGCGCAGAGCAAUGUCGGACAGUACGAAAAGUGUUUCCCGAGGACGAAAGAUUCUCCUACAUGAGAUGUAAAGAUGUCUCAAAAACGGUAAUAUAUGACUUUUUCUAUAACUUUCUGAAGCACCAAUAUAGUAAUAAGGUGUCUUUAGCAUACACGGACACUGAUUCGUUAAUAGUACAUGUUGAAACCGAUAAUUUCUAUGAAGAGAUGAAAUCACACAUGCAUUACUUUGACACAUCCAAUUAUGAUGCUGACAACCCACAUAACAUGCCUCAAACAGCGUCAGAGUUGGGUAAGAUGAAAGACGAAUAUGGUGGCAAGGUACUGUCUGCCUUUUAUGGUACAGGUCCCAAAGCAUACUGUAUCGAUGCUGUAGAUCAAGUGGCUAAACGAGCUAAAGGUAUAUCUAAGGCGAGUGUGAAACAUCAAUUACAUUUGUUACAUUAUAAAGAUAUUGUUGAGGAGAAACGGACAUCUGUGUACUGUACGAUUUAUGUAUUUAAAUCGGAGUCGCACAAUAUAUACACAAAUUAUAUAAGAAAAGUGGCAUUGACCAGUAUGGAUGAUAAACGUUUCUUGAUCUUGAUACCAAACUCAACAAAGACAUUAGCUUGGGGUCAUCAGGAUAUCACCUUUCAUAAGAUGUCGGACGAAGAGCGGUUGGACCUCUUGCUGCGCUUAAUGAACGAAGCCAGUGAGUUGACUAGUGACCAGAUGAAAUGA
Acanthoscelides obtectus is the source of this 1140-nucleotide messenger RNA. NCBI's taxonomy places the organism in Eukaryota, Metazoa, Arthropoda, Insecta, Coleoptera, Chrysomelidae. The record is from the annotation of a GenBank genome assembly.